UCGUGCUUAGAAGCGCCGAAGACUAUCGAGAAGGUUUGCAGAACGUCUCCAGAGCGGACUUUGGAUUGAGCGGAGAAGGACAUUCGUUGGCCGUCCAGACUGUAGACCACCGAACAGAUCAACAUCUAGAAUGGCCACUGCAAGCACCUCUGGACAAAACCCCUUCGGGCUGGGCAGGAAGAAGAAGGCCCCGGGUGUCCUUGAUCAAAUCAGCAGGUUCUUCGGAGGAGACAAGAAGAGAAAGGGAAAGGGUUCAUUUCGUGGUCAUCUAUCCUCCUCUCCACAGAGACCCCACCACUCUUCCACCCGCCGCCGUGGAGACGUCAACCCUGUCGUGCAUUUCUUCAGGAGCUUUGUGUCCUCUCCUCGUCCCAAGUCAAGGUGGAGAGAACUAUUGGGCCUGGGAGACAGACGAUCUCGCUCUCCACCCAAACGCUGGAGCACCAUCUUCUGAGCCCUUCUCUAAGCAGGAAAACACCGAGAUGGAAGAGAGUGAAACGGACGAAAAGCAAAAACUUGAGAGGGAGGAUGUCUGCCCUACAGACUCACCAGUUGCAGCGAGUUUAACUGCCUAACAUUGGCCAUCUUCGCUUCCUAGAUAGAGAUACAAUCCAAGUAUCUGUUGCUACAUGCCUGCAGGGUUACAGAAGCACGUGUUGACUGUAUGUGUGCAAACUUGCUGUAAUAAUUGUCAAUGGUCAGGUGAUGCAAAACGUCUUGUUGUAAGUCUCCCUUCUAAAUUUAGCUCAAUAUAUCCCAAAAACAACCAUCAUCCAAUAGGUUUGACACAAUUAGACAGAAUAUUUAUUUUUUUUAAUUCCUGAAACAACCAAAUGAAUCAUUCUGAAUUGGUCUUAUAUGUGUUUUACACAAUGAAUUGCUUUUUAUGCUAUCCAGCAUUUGAUGUGUGGCCUUUAUGUUAUGUUAUACAAGCCUCUCCAUGGUUUUGUUGAGAUCACUGUUCAACCUCAUGUGAUUUGCAUUUGUGUAUGUUUGUGUUCACUGUGGUCUUUGUGUUGCAUUAAUAUUGGUUAUUUACUUUAUACCAGGAAUUUGUACAUAGGAAUCUUUAUUGAGUUUUAAUUAAUGCAAAAAAAAAUAUGAUGACCAGUUAACUAUAUUAAAUUUGAUUCAGUUUGACAAAUGAUUUAGCUCUAAAUCAGGACCGUGCCUUACAAUGAUUAAAAACAGACUAAAAACACAAUUUUGUGAACUAGGGAAUAGAUUCUAAGCAUGUAUGUGGCUUGGAUUGUAUGCCCUCAGAUGUUGCACUGCAGUAUGUGUGUUAAAACUGUCUGUAAAUGUUGUCUGCGUCAUUACAUGUGCAAUUUUGGUGUUAUUUUAGAAAGGUCUCGUAAUUACCAGGGGUAGGAUUAAUUUAAAAACAGACAUGCAGAAAUCUAGGACAAAGAGUCAGUGGGAGCAUAAAGGGAAAGGGUAUGAAAAAAGGAAGGAAACCUGAAAGUGCAAGA
Molecule: messenger RNA, 1472 nt
Organism: Danio aesculapii
Lineage: Eukaryota; Metazoa; Chordata; Actinopteri; Cypriniformes; Danionidae
Product: myelin basic protein-like
Exons: 5
Coding region: 131-454 (107 amino acids)
Molecular function (GO): structural constituent of myelin sheath
Source: RefSeq, a predicted model, not a curated record